AUGGAUUUAUCUGUAACACGAUCAUCAUCAAAACUAUCUCCGUCAUUAAAACGUGCAUAUGAAGAAUCAGUUAGUGCAAGAACAUCACAAAUUUUCGAUAUUCAACAUUUCCAACAAAUUCUUAAUAAUGCACAUGUGUGUUCCGAUGGAGGACGUUUAGAGUUUAUACCAGAUGUGUCACCACCAGUUGGAUUAUUUCACCAAAACAUUUUUCGUUGCACAAAAUGUUUGAAAGAAACAUCCAUAACAAAUUUUCCACCAAUACAUCCAAUUGAAUCAAAACAACAAGAACCUAACAAACGUUUAUGCAUCGCUGCCGCUACCACUGGAAUUGGUUACGAUGCAACAAAUGCAAUUAUGUCAUCAUUAUGUCUAUCGAUAACAGCAAAAACAGCAUUUUUACAACAACUCCAUAAACAGUAUGACGCAUUAAAUGAUUUUGCACAAAAACAUUUUCAAACAAUUAUUGAUGAUAUAAAAUUUAAAAACAACAAACAGGAUAAAAUAAUAGAUAUCACUGUUUCAUUAGAUGGUACAUGGAAGCGUCGAGGUCAUAUUUCCAAUUAUGGAAUCGUAUUUUUGAUUGAUGUGCAGUCUGGAUAUUGCAUCGACUAUGAAGUAAUGUCUUUAUAUUGUGAAGUAUGUCAAAUGAAAAAGCCAAAAUUACGUAAUGAACAAUUCGAUAAAUGGUAUAAAAAACAUCAAAAAUUUUGUUAUAAAAAUUAUGAUGGAACAUCAAAAUCAAUGGAAAAAGAAGGUGCAGUUAGAUUGUUUCAGCGUUCAUUAGGUAAUGGUCUUCGAUACAAAUACAUGGUAUGUGAUGGUGAUGCUUCUGCAUAUAAAGCAAUAAAAAACCAUUAUAUUGAGAGACAAAAACAAAAGGAUGCACAGGUUGAGGAUGAGAGCGAAUCAAUGGAAGAAGGAACAGAUGAUGAGGAAGAACAAGAAGAAGAAUCAGGUGAUGAUGAUACAUCUUCAACAACAAGUAAUGACGAAUCAGGUGAUGAUGAUACAUCAACAACAAGUAAUGAAGAAUCAGAUGAUGAUGAUACAUCAACAACAAGUAAUGAAGAAUCAGGUGAUGAUGAUACAUCAACAACAAGUAACGAAGAAAAAAAAGUCGAGGAUGAUAAUCGGACAGAUGACAACAACAGUAGCGAUAAUCAAUCAAUGAGUGAAGACAACGACGAUGAACAUGAACAUUCUGAAUCUGCUCUUGAAAAAUUUCAAGAUUUAUUAGUUAUAAAAGAAGAUUGCAUUAAUCAUGUUGGUAAACGUGUGAUGAAGUAUUUAUUAAAAUUAAAAAAAGAAAAAACUCGUCAAGUUCCAAUAUCAACAUCAACCACAAAAGCUGCAUCGUCAUCAUUAUCUAAGAAACAACCAGCAACACAACAUCAGUUAUUAGAUGAUAAUCAAAAAUGGGGUGGUAAAGUCGGUAGAAUGACAGAUUGUAUGAUGAAAAAAUUAUCGAGUGGUUAUGGCCUUGCCAUAAGACAAGCUAGUACAUUGGCUGCUGGUAAAGAAGUAAAAGAAGCAUUGGAUGUUAUGCAACAAUACUGUCGAGCAGCAUUUUAUCACUAUAUGAAGACGGAUAAUCAUGAUGAAGAAGAGCAACAUAAAUUCUGUCCAAAAACAAAAAUGACAUGGUGUACAUAUCAUAAUGACAAGUUGUUAACGUCAAUCGAGAAUGAUAAUAAAACAAAAAAGAAGAAACGCCAAAUAUAUCUUGAUCCAAUUUUCCGUCAUAUUUUACAGCCAAUGAUUGAUACACUUACAUCAAGAGAAUUGUUACGUCGUUGUUUACGCGCAGUAACACAAAACUCAAAUGAAUCAUUAAACUCCAUUGUGUGGGCAAUUUUGAGCAAAUCCAAGCAUCAUGGUUUCCGUGCUGUACGAGGCAGUGCUGCUCUUGCAGCAAUAUUCUUUAAUCAUGGCCGUAGUUCAUUGGUUCAGUUUUAUAAACAAUCCGGAAUUGAUGUUAAUGUGAAAUUAUUUGAAUAUCUGUUAGCAAAAGACAAUAAACGUAUAUCGAAAUCACAAAAAGUAUCUGAACAACGACAGAAACACAUACAUCGAAAAGCUAUGAAUAGAAAACGGUCAAUGAAAGCACAAAUGGAUACCCACGAUUAUGCUUCUGGCGGUUUUAAUUUGUAA
Messenger RNA from Rotaria sp. Silwood1, 2154 nucleotides. Lineage: Eukaryota; Metazoa; Rotifera; Eurotatoria; Philodinida; Philodinidae. The record is from the annotation of a GenBank genome assembly.